AUGGGCGAUCGUCAAGUAUUUAUUGGAAAUUUAUGUAAUGUAUCAAAUGAAGCACUACGUACAUAUUGUGAAACAUACGGUGCAUUAACAGAAUUAACAUUAAACCGUGAUAAAGAGAAUAAUGUUUAUCAUUGUUUUGCUUUUGUUACCUUUCAAUAUACUCGUAGUACAGCACAAUUUAUGUCUAGUCGACCACAUUUUAUUCGUGGUGAAGAAAUAUUUGUUAAACGAGCAUUACCACGAGGAACUUCAUCCGUACCUGAACGAAUUAUUGUUACUAAUCGAUUAGUUCUAAAAGAUUUACAUAAGUACGAUAAAUAUCUUAUUCGAAAUUAUUUUCAAAAAUUUGGUUAUAUUAAAAAAAUUGAUAUUAAGUAUGGUUUUAUUGAUUAUGAGGAUUAUGAUAAUGUUGAUCGUGUUUUACUUGCUCGACCACAUUAUAUUCGAGAUGAAGAAAUUUGUGUAACUAAAUUUGUUCCGUCUGAACAACAAGAUAGUAUAGAUAAUUAUUAUUUACGUUCAAAUAAUUACCGUCAUCAUCAAUUAAAUACAAAUAAUAAUCGCCGACAUUUAAAUAAAAAUGAACAACAUGAUCAAAUAAAGAAAGCAUCAAUGGAUACAAUCAAAUUUUCAUCGACUAAAAAAUUCGAACAAGAUUCAUCCAGAACUGUAUUGAUCGAUAAGCAAUGUAAUAAUGAUAACGAUGAUGAAGGAGAAGAAGGUGAAGAAAUAAAUUUUAAUUAUUUAAAUAUUCAAUAUAAACAUCUUGAAGAAGAAUUUGAAGAAUAUAAAAAAACAAAAGAAAUUGAAAUAUGUGCUUUAAGAAUAGAUUUAGAACGUACAAAACGACAAUUAACUGAUAUAACACAACAAAAACUUGAUGUUUUAUUAAAAAAUCAAAAAUUAUUUCAUAAUGAAUUAUUACUUCGUCUAUCUUCUAAUGAUACAUCAAUUCAUCCACAAACAGCUGAAGAAUUUUUUCAUUCAUCUCCAAAUCCAUUAACAAAGAAACGUAAAUUAACAACAUCAUCACCACAUCGUGAAUAUGAAUAUUAUUCAUAA
Rotaria sp. Silwood2 is the source of this 1062-nucleotide messenger RNA. Lineage: Eukaryota; Metazoa; Rotifera; Eurotatoria; Philodinida; Philodinidae. The record is from the annotation of a GenBank genome assembly.